Dentiscutata heterogama is the source of this 2060-nucleotide messenger RNA. The record is from the annotation of a GenBank genome assembly. NCBI's taxonomy places the organism in Eukaryota, Fungi, Glomeromycota, Glomeromycetes, Diversisporales, Gigasporaceae.
GAACAUUAGAAACAUUAAGAACAUUAAAUACUAUACAAAUUUCAUUGGUGUCUAAAUGGAGAUCUCGCUCUUCUCCUCCGUCUUAUGCUGCAAAUCAACCUUCUAUAACACCAAAUUCUCCACGUCAAACAAGGGUAGACCAGAUCGUUCAGAACUUUUAUACAAAAGUUACUCAAGUAGUCACCCAUGCGCGUCUUAUACAAUACGAUAGCCAGAUAAGCGGAAGAGGUCCACAAAAUGCCAACAUAGUUUUACCCUCACGCCAACCUAUACAUCCUAGGAGGCCCAACAAGUGGUUUAAUCUGGAACUAUGGGAUUCGGAUGUUUACAAAGAUGGUCUUAAAUCUUGGCGUCAGGCAUCCCAAGCAUCAACAGGAACCGUACCACUUCCUAUGAUAAUCGAGUUUUUUCUGGAUGUUUCAGAUUUAAAUAAAAAUCAAACACUCUUUAUAACCGAUGAGAUUUUAAGGAGGCAAAAAGUUGAUUUGUAUAACAUAGGUGGAUCUAGUAAAUCCUCAAAAAAUAUUGUGUUGGAAAGUUGGCAAUUGACUUUAAGCCAUCCUUUACCUGAUCCACUACCAGACUUACCUGUUGUCUAUAAAAAACGAAUAAAAAAAAAGAAAUUGAGCAGUGCUUUGAAAAUUGGUUAUAGGUUCGUAUUGCCAACUAGCAGAAUUCACGAUUAUAUUGGUAUAGAUGUGCCUAUAAUAGAGGGAGAGUCAAGACCAACAUCUGCUGAUUAUAAAUUUAAUUCUAUUGAUACGCCUUUGGGAGUAUUAUCAUUAAAAGUCAACUACAGGACAAAUUGUGAAUUCCAUGUUGAUGAUUCUUCGGAGGUGCUUAUUGAUAUGGAUGAAAACUAUUUUACGCCAACAUUGGCUAAUUACUACCAACCAGAAGAACAAAGGCAACAGGAUAAGUCAGAAAGGCGAAAAAGCGUUCCUACCACGAUGAAGACACCUCCCUCUGGUUUUCCACAUCCAGGGUCUUCACCUAAACACACAAAUAGCCAAUUAACUGUUGACAUUCCACCAAUUCGAACACUUAGUCCAUCUAGGUCAAAUCCUGAAAUGAAAGAAAACUCUAGUCUUACAUUUCCCAAAUUUUAUACCCAAUCUAGUUCGUCGACUCUCGGAUCAAAUUUUUCAAGGCGUGGAUCUCACACUUUAGAACCUAUUAUGCAACGUGAAUACUCGUCAUUUUAUUCACCAACAGGUCCAAAUGUCACAUUAGUGAAGCCUUUUAAAUCUCCGUCACUUUCCUCUUCCCCAGUAAAUCAUGAUAUGAUGCCUCCGUCUCCAACGCUACUCGAUCGAAUGUCUACUUUACAUCUACAUCGAUCACCUUCACAACUUUCUUUUCAACAGCGAGGUACACCAACCAUGUCUUCUUCUGUGAAAUCAACUUCUUCUGCUGGAAGCCUUCCCAAAUUUUCCUCUAGCUUCACCAGUUUCACUAACCGGUAUGAUAAGGUCACCAGCUCAACCACAAGGGAACGUGAUGGGAGUUAUAGUAGUCGACGACGUUCAACAAAUAGGAGUGACGGUUCUACCAGUGACAGAGGAUCCCUUAAUUCAUCUUUCUUUUCAUUAGAUCCGGAGGAUGACGUAGGCGAAUUUGUACGGAUGUUGGAAAGACGAGAACCAUUAAAAAUGUUUAGCAAAAGUCCAACUGGCUCGGACGAUGCCGAUGGUUCAGCUCGUAAUCUAUCCGGCUCUGUAUAUCGAACCCAGUUACAAUUGUCGCGAUUUCAAAAGUUGAAAGAGGCACACAAAAAUUUGUCAGAAUCAAUGAUGACAGGUACAGGUGAUAUUAUUACUGGUUCUCCUUCAUCAGGUAUUUCUCUACGUGUUCAUCAAGCAAAGGAGGAUGAUGAUGAUAUUUUUUUUACAAUGAGCGAAUUUUCUGAUGAUAAGACUAAUAGCGCUGUGAAUAAUGUUUCUGGUCCAACUCCUGGUAGUUCCGAUGUGCUUGUUGAUCAACCAGCUGUUGUUAAUAAUAAUACCAGCAAUGUAACCGAUGUUACAAUUGUUGUCAAUGAUGCCAAUCAGAACAGUUAA